Messenger RNA from Acanthosepion pharaonis, 843 nucleotides. The record is from the annotation of a GenBank genome assembly. NCBI's taxonomy places the organism in Eukaryota, Metazoa, Mollusca, Cephalopoda, Sepiida, Sepiidae.
AUGGCUUUCCGUUCUCUAUUUCUUUUUUCUUCCCUUGCUGACUUUCUAUUUCAGUCUUUUGUUUGUUUCGUUUCCUACCGGCUAUUCCGACUUCUUUCAUUGUUCUUUUCUCCCCUCUUUUUCUUUAUGAUUCUUUCUUCAACUGUUUCCUUAUUACUCCUCCCACUACUCUUACUUACAUGUUAUUCUCUAUCUGUUUUUUUUUUCUGUCUUCGUUUCUUUCCGCCAUUACUUCGUUUUAUCUUCUUUUACUUCUUUUGUUUUACCUUCUUCUUUUUUAGUCCUUUCUUUCUUCUUCACUAUAUGUUUUCUUUAUCCUUUUGUUCUUACCCGAAUCAUCUGCUGCAUCUAUCUAUCUAUCUAUCUAUCUAUCUAUCUAUCUAUCUAUCUAUCUAUCUCAGUAUGUUCGUAUCUAUCUAUUUAUUUAUCUAUAUAUCUCAUUAUGUUCGUAUCUAUCUAUCUAUCUAUCUAUCUAUCUAUCUAUCUAUCUAUCUAUCCGUUCGUAUCUAUCUGUAUGUUCGUAUCUAUCUACUUCAGUAUAUUCGUAUCUAUCUAUCUAUCUAUCUAUCUAUCUAUCUAUCUAUCUAUCUAUCUAUCUAUCUAUCUAUCUCUGUUCAUAACUGUCUAUUGAUCUCAGUUUGUUCGUAUCUAUCGAUAUAUCUAUCUCAGUAUGUUCCUAUCUAUCUAUCUAUCUAUCUAUCUAUGUUUCUUUUUAUUGUAACGUUUGUUUUUUUUUUUCACUUGUUUGUUCCUAAAAGAAGAAAGACAAAAAAAAGUAACCAAAAAAGCAAGAAACUGAAGCACAGACUUGGAGAGAUUGUUUUCUUAUUGUGUAAGCCUUGA